Molecule: messenger RNA, 933 nt
Organism: Aphis gossypii (cotton aphid)
Lineage: Eukaryota; Metazoa; Arthropoda; Insecta; Hemiptera; Aphididae
Product: putative nuclease HARBI1
Exons: 6
Source: RefSeq, a predicted model, not a curated record
CAAAGUGCAUUGACUAUUGAACGCAAGGUUUUAACAGCUCUGAGAUUUUUAGCAGCAGGAAGUUAUCAGUUAGAUGUUGGGGAAAAUAGCCAUUCUUCAGUUAGUCAACCAUCGGUCAGCCGAAUAAUUGAAGAAUUUGUUAAUGCUGUGAAUAACCCAAGUAUUUUUGAAAAAUAUGUUUAUUUUCCCAGAAAUUUUGAGGAGCUAGAUGGUUCACGUCAACGAUUUUACAAUAAGUAUUCAUUUCCCGGAAUUAUUGGAGUAAUUGAUUGCACGCAUGUUGCAAUUGUGCCACCUAAAACUGAGGACAACUUGUACCCAGAGCAUAUUUAUGUAAAUAGAAAGGGAUACCAUUCUAUCAACACUCAACUGAUAUGUGAUGCAGAUUUAAAAAUAAUAAAUGUAUCUGCUAAGUUCCCGGGUUCUGCGAACGAUGCUUGUGUUUGGAACUCUAGCAAUGUAAAAACAUUUCUAAAGGACCUUCACGAAAAUGGUCAUGCAUCGUACUUCUUAUUAGGUGAUUCAGGAUAUGCCCUUCGUCCUUGGUUAAUGACUCCGUACUUGGAUCCUGCUCCACUAUCCCCCGAAGCUUCUUACAAUAAUGCAUUUUGUUCAAUUAGAUCAACAAUUGAACGAUGCAUUGGUGUUCUGAAAAUGCGAUUUCGAUGUCUAUUGAAACAUAGAGUGCUUCAUUAUACGCCAAAUAAAGCAUCCAAAAUAAUUAACACAUGUGUUGUUUUGCAUAAUAUGUGUAUUACAGACAACGUGCCAUUGGUUGAUGUUGAUGAAGAUGAGAUCAUUGACUUUGGUAUUUAUCAGACACUGGAUGAAGCUUUAUUGAAUAAUAGAGGAAUGGUCGACUUAAGAAAUCCUGAAUUAUCUAGUGGACGACAUAUUCGAGACCAAAUUGUUCAAACUUUAUUCAAUAAUUAA